CCUCUGCUGCUGGGGCUGCUCAGCGAUCACUUUGGAAUUUGCUCCGCCUGGCGCACUGCAGCCCAGGACUCCUCUUCAACGAUGGUUUUCCGUCACACGUACUUCGCCGUCACCGCCCUGCUUGCUUCCGCAGCGAUCCUGGCUUCAGCUACGGCUGAGUCGAUCUGCACGCUCAGCGACUCCGAGACCUGCGCCGUCGACAGCCUCACCCCUUCAGACGACGAUGGCAGCGUCCUCAUCUACCCCGGAGGCUACACCCGCUGCGCUUUUGACGACUACACGGACUCGGUGACGACGUUCUCGACGAACUCCACGUACUUCUUCCAGGUAUUCCCAAACACGAACGCGGACAAGUCCAAGCUCAUGAUCUUUUUCCAGGGCGGCGGGGCCUGUGCAGACGAAGACACGUGUGCGUUCGGCCUGCAGUGCUCAUUGGGAGCGAGUGCGACGUUCACGACCGCUGCAACUUCCAGCAGUGCCGGUGUGCUGGACCGGUCGCUGGCGGACAACAUGUUCAAGGACUGGAACAUCGUGUUCAUCCCGUACUGCACCGGUGACAUCCACAUUGGCAAUCGAGUCAACGCAGCCUAUGAGAGCGGUAUUGAGGUUCUUCUGGGCAACACUCAGUGUCUCGGCCUUGACUACGCGACGCACAUGAACGGGUACAACAACACCAUGGCGGUGCUUGACUGGGCGAUCGAAAACUACCCAGAAGUCGACGACCUGAUCGUCGGCGGGGAGAGUGCUGGCUCGCUCGGUGCUCAAGUCCACAGUGCCAAGAUUGCUGACAUGUGGGACGUCAAGUCCAAGGGCACCCGCUUCUCGGUGCUAGCGGACAGCUACGUCGGCGUCGUCCCCAAGGACCACCCCGCUGCAGAACUGCUGGUGACUUACGGCGCAUGCACCAACGACUUCGGUUUGUCCGAAGAUAUCGUGGCGGCUUGUGAAGCUGGGACGGCGACCACCAUCGAGAUGAUCGAGGCGUUGCUCGAAGCGCAACCUGAAGGCAACUGGCUGUUCAUCGACAGCAAGGGAGACAAGACCCAGCGGUACUUCUACGCGCUCGUGGAUGAGGGUAUCCUCGGCUACCCGUUCUCGGAUCUGAUCUUCGAGGAAUACUUUUUCUCCAACAUGAGCGCGAUCACUGAUGCGUACCAGACUGUGAGCUCCAGAAUCACGACCUUCUACGUUGAAGGCACGAAGCACGUCUUCCUAGCCGACUCGAACUUCACGAGCUACGAAAGCGACGAGGGGUUGCUGCUCGGCGAUGUCAUCAACGCCUGGCUGGUCUCGAACUCGAGCUUGAACACGGGCGCCACCGCGGAACCGACAACUGGAGCUCCAAGCUCGACAACCGCCACUCCUGGUGCAACCACAAACACUACUCCGGGAAGCGCAAGUGCCACGACUUCGCCUAGUGGUACCUCAUCUCCCACCGCCACUUCAUCGCCAAGUGCAUCGUCUCCUUCAGCCACGACGACCUCGCCCAGUCCGACGACCACGGCGCCGCUCGCUUGUUAA
This is a messenger RNA of Phytophthora sojae, 1521 nucleotides long. RefSeq lists its product as hypothetical. The transcript has a single exon. Gene Ontology annotation, molecular function: hydrolase activity. The record is from RefSeq and is a predicted model, not a curated record. NCBI's taxonomy places the organism in Eukaryota, Oomycota, Peronosporomycetes, Peronosporales, Peronosporaceae. The annotation marks the transcript as partial.